Symbiodinium pilosum is the source of this 348-nucleotide messenger RNA. Lineage: Eukaryota; Dinophyceae; Suessiales; Symbiodiniaceae. The record is from the annotation of a GenBank genome assembly.
AUGAAGAAUCUGAAGGCCAUCAAGGCCAAGAAUGCGGCGCGCGUUUUCAGAGCCCAAGCGGAAGAGCGCCUCCGUCGGCAAGCUGCUGCGGCGGAGGCAAGUUCCAGUAGCAGCUCCGCCGGCAGCUGCAAUAAUCCUGUUCUGUUGGGGGCAAAGGUCCCCGAGGAUUCCGCGUCUUUGCAGCAUCGCGAUAUGGCUGCCAAGCAUGAAGAUGAUGCGAUGUCAUCCCUCAGCUCGAAUUCAUGGCUGGAGGAUCCGGCCGUGCAAGAUGCAGGGCCUCCACCAGACGGAGGAUUGUUCUGGUCAGUCGUGAAGCAAGCUCUAAAAGAGCUCUGCUGCUGCUCCUGA